GACAGUUUCUUGUGUUUCUUAGGGGACAGUGAGGUUCUGAAACUAAGACACAGGAUAAGAAGGGAAAGGACUUGCUCUGAGACAGUAAGUAGGGAGUCUCCGGAGAGGGACCUGCUGCUGUGUUCUUUUAAAUGUCCCGGAGGAAUUCUUAAAGGAAAGAACAGGGUAAAGAGAAUCUCAUUUCCAAGCCGGGUGCAUUACCAAACACGGGGUAUAGCAUUCCCGGGUGUGGAAGCCCCGCCACCUCUGUCAAUCAGACCUCCACAGCCAUUCCUGGAUACCUGGAGGCGGGGCUGCACUGGACAGCCCCGGGCUAAUCCAGCACCUGGGGCAAGCACAGCCAGAGUCGUCAGUGUUAUUCUGGGCUCCGCCACCCUGCCUUUCGAAAGCGCGUUGACACCUGCGACCUUGCACACGGUCCUCGGACUUCAGACUGGUAAUUACAUCUGGAUUAUAGCUGAGAGUGUGACCCAGCCUAAACACGUAGCUUGCAAGUGAUUAGAAGGACUGAUUCGUCCUGACAUUCAUUCACUUAUUUCUUGUGAAGCCUGUGCCGUACCUUGCUGGUUCUUCCUGAAUAAGAACCAGACCACACAGAAAGCACCUCACUCGGAGCUCAGAGUCUGACGCACACGGGCACUCGGGCUGCGGAGGGAAAAUGGGCUGCAAUCGGAACUGCGGGCUCGUCACCGGGGCUGUGAUUGGCGCGGUGCUGGCUGUGCUCGGAGGGAUCCUCAUGCCUGUGGGAGACAUGCUGGUGGAGAAGACCAUCAGGAAGGAAGUCGUCCUUGAGAACGGUACGAUCGCUUUUCAAAAUUGGGUCAAAACAGGCACAGACGUUUACAGACAGUUUUGGAUCUUCGAUGUGCAGAAUCCAGAUGAAGUGGCGAUGAACAGCAGCAACAUAAAGGUUAAGCAGAGAGGUCCAUACACGUACAGAGUUCGCUACCUGCCCAAGGAGAACGUGAUGCAGGACCCCACCAACCACACAGUCUCUUUUGUGCAGCCCAACGAAGCCAUCUUUGUGCCGUCCAUGUCCGUUGGGAUGGAGAACGACACAUUCACAGUCCUCAACCUGGCCGUGGCAGCUGCACCUCAUGUCUACUCAAGCCCCUUCCUCCAUUCGGUGUUCAAUUCACUCAUCAAAAAGUCAAAGUCUUCUAUGUUCCAAACCAGAACUCUGAAGGAACUGCUGUGGGGCUACAAGGAUCCAUUCUUGAGUUUGGUACCAGCCUCUGUUGCUACCACCGUUGGUGUGUUUUAUCCAUAUAACAAUACUGUAGAUGGAGUUUAUAAAGUUUUCAAUGGAAAAGACAACAUAAGCAAAGUGGCCAUAAUUGACACUUACAAAGACAAAAAGAAUCUCGGCUUCUGGAAGAGCUAUUGUGACAUGAUUAAUGGUACAGAUGCGGCCUCCUUUCCACCUUUCGUUGAGAAGUCUCGAAUAUUGCGAUUCUUCUCCUCUGACAUUUGCAGGUCAAUUUAUGCUAUUUUUGGAUCUGAGGUUGACCUGAAAGGAAUCCCUGUGUACAGAUUUGUUCUUCCAGCCAAGGCCUUUGCAGCUCCAUCUGAAAAUCCAGAAAAUGAAUGUUUCUGCACAGAAAGAAUUGUUUCAAGAAAUUGUACAUCAUACGGUGUGCUAGACAUUAGCAGUUGCAAAGACGGAAAACCUGUGUAUAUUUCACUUCCUCAUUUUCUACAUGCAAGCCCUGAUAUUUCAGAACCAAUUGAAGGUUUAAGCCCCAAUGAAGAAGAACACAAGACAUACCUGGAUGUUGAGCCCAUAACUGGAUUCACUUUACAAUUUGCAAAACGGCUACAGGUCAACAUACUGGUCAAGCCAGCACCAAGGAUUGAUGCAUUAAAGAACCUGCAGAAGAAUUAUAUUGUGCCCAUUCUGUGGCUUAAUGAGACUGGUACUAUUGGCGAUAAGAAAGCAGAAAUGUUCCGGAAGCAAGUGACUGGGAAAGUAAAAAUGCUUGGCCUGGUGGAAAUCGCCUUACUCAGUGUCGGGAUUGUGAUGUUUCUCGGCUUCAUGAUUUCUUACUGUGCAUGCAGAACGAAGAGUCUGAAAUGAGUCGUCAACGAGUCUACAUGUAUGUACCAGCUAUGUCAAGACCUUUGGUAGUAUUGAUCUACGAUGUGGAGAUUUAAUAUGCUUUAUUUUUACAAAACACAUCCUUUCUUUUAGUUAAAGAAAUGGUGGCGCUCUAUCUAUAUAUUUUGUACUAAGCUACAGCACAUUUUAAAAGGAUUAAGAUGCCAUUAAAGUCUAUACUUUGGACAAAAACCAACACUUCCUACAGUUGAGCUGCUUUCAGUUUCUAGCAUGAACCAAUUGUUCUUUGGUUCAGAUUCAUGGAUUUGUUCCCUGGUGCUGAACUCAGCACAGGAGUGGACAUUCUGGAAGGACUCCUGCUCCCCUCGGCAGAAGGCAACCGUGUCAUACCUGGACUGCCCUGACUGAUUGCCACCAACAGACCUCAGGACCGUCACUGCAUCACCUUACAUAAGCACCAGAUAUUGAGAUGUUCAGUAAUGGAAGAUACAUGAUAGGCUCUGAGCCACUCGUUAUGCAUUAUUCUGGUUUCUUUCUUGAUUGAGCCCUUCGUACAGCAACAGUAGAUAACGUAACCACAUUUUACGUCAUGACCAUGGUCUUGUAUCUUUCAUCACUCAUGCAAAUGGACAUCAUCUUUUAGUCAGCUUCGGCUCUUCAUAUUGUAAAGGCUUUCUUAUUUUCCAUGGUUUUUAGCUCUUCUGGAAGUCUAAGUCAACUUGGUCUUUCUGCUCAGUUCCAACCUAUACGUGGCAACCUCAGAAUGCAGAUAUAGUAUUAAGAGAUGUUAAUGUUGAUAAAGGAAUUAUUGUAUGGGCUAUCACAAAGAGUAGAAUGUGCAUCAAAACGUUCUUGUUGUAAUAUUUCUUGCUUUUGUAGUCACUUUGGAAGGACUGUUUUCAACCAUUAAAAUGUUGCUUCCUAAAAUUCUAAA
Molecule: messenger RNA, 2993 nt
Organism: Chinchilla lanigera (long-tailed chinchilla)
Lineage: Eukaryota; Metazoa; Chordata; Mammalia; Rodentia; Chinchillidae
Gene: Cd36
Product: CD36 molecule (thrombospondin receptor)
Exons: 15
Coding region: 659-2077 (472 amino acids)
Biological process (GO): amyloid-beta clearance by cellular catabolic process; low-density lipoprotein particle clearance; lipoprotein transport
Cellular component (GO): caveola; cytoplasm; cell surface
Molecular function (GO): scavenger receptor activity; low-density lipoprotein particle receptor activity; low-density lipoprotein particle binding
Source: RefSeq, a predicted model, not a curated record